This is a messenger RNA of Closterium sp. Naga37s-1, 1752 nucleotides long. NCBI's taxonomy places the organism in Eukaryota, Viridiplantae, Streptophyta, Zygnematophyceae, Desmidiales, Closteriaceae. The record is from the annotation of a GenBank genome assembly.
AUGUGCGCAUGCUACCAUGUGGGCAUGCCCCCAUGUGCGCAUGCUACCAUGUGUGCAUGCUACCAUGUGCGCAUGCUACCAUACCAUGUGGGCAUGCUACCAUGUGCGCAUGCUACCAUGUGCGCAUGCUACCAUACCAUGUGGGCAUGCUACCAUGUGCGCAUGCUACCAUGUGCGCAUGCUACCAUGUGGGCAUGCUACCAUGUGCGCAUGCUACCAUGUGCUCAUGCUACCAUGUGCGCAUGCUACCAUGUGCGCAUGCUACCAUGUGCGACAUGCUACCAUACCAUGUGGGCAUGCCCCCAUGUGCGCAUGCUACCAUGUGCGCAUGCUACCAUACCAUGUGGGCAUGCUACCAUGUGCGCAUGCUACCAUGUGCGCAUGCUACCAUGUGCGCAUGCUACCAUGUGUGCAUGCUACCAUGUGCGCAUGCUACCAUACCAUGUGGGCAUGCUACCAUGUGCGCAUGCUACCAUGUGCGCAUGCUACCAUGUGGGCAUGCUACCAUGUGCGCAUGCUACCAUGUGCGCAUGCUACCAUGUGCGCAUGCUACCAUACCAUGUGGGCAUGCUACCAUGUGCGCAUGCUACCAUGUGCGCAUGCUACCAUACCAUGUGGGCAUGCUACCAUGUGCGCAUGCUACCAUGUGCGCAUGCUACCAUGUGGGCAUGCUACCAUGUGCGCAUGCUACCAUGUGCGCAUGCUACCAUGUGCGCAUGCUACCAUGUGCGCAUGCUACCAUGUGCGACAUGCUACCAUGUGGGCAUGCCCCCAUGUGCGCAUGCUACCAUGUGCGCAUGCUACCAUACCAUGUGGGCAUGCUACCAUGUGCGCAUGCUACCAUGUGCGCAUGCUACCAUGUGCGCAUGCUACCAUGUGUGCAUGCUACCAUGUGCGCAUGCUACCAUACCAUGUGGGCAUGCUACCAUGUGCGCAUGCUACCAUGUGCGCAUGCUACCAUGUGGGCAUGCUACCAUGUGCGCAUGCUACCAUGUGCGCAUGCUACCAUGUGCGCAUGCUACCAUACCAUGUGGGCAUGCUACCAUGUGCGCAUGCUACCAUGUGCGCAUGCUACCAUACCAUGUGGGCAUGCUACCAUGUGCGCAUGCUACCAUGUGCGCAUGCUACCAUGUGGGCAUGCUACCAUGUGCGCAUGCUACCAUGUGCGCAUGCUACCAUGUGCGCAUGCUACCAUGUGCGCAUGCUACCAUGUGCGACAUGCUACCAUGUGGGCAUGCCCCCAUGUGCGCAUGCUACCAUGUGCGCAUGCUACCAUACCAUGUGGGCAUGCUACCAUGUGCGCAUGCUACCAUGUGCGCAUGCUACCAUGUGCGCAUGCUACCAUGUGUGCAUGCUACCAUGUGCGCAUGCUACCAUACCAUGUGGGCAUGCUACCAUGUGCGCAUGCUACCAUGUGCGCAUGCUACCAUGUGGGCAUGCUACCAUGUGCGCAUGCUACCAUGUGCGCAUGCUACCAUGUGCGCAUGCUACCAUACCAUGUGCGCAUGCUACCAUGUGCGACAUGCUACCAUGUGCGACAUGCUACCAUGUGGGCAUGCCCCCAUGUGCGCAUGCUACCAUGUGCGCAUGCUACCAUACCAUGUGGGCAUGCUACCAUGUGCGCAUGCUACCAUGUGCGCAUGCUACCAUGUGCGCAUGCUACCAUGUGCGCAUGCUACCAUGUCGAUGUCACAGGUGGGUGUGAGGGGCGUCGCUGGGUUGGCCUUCAAGAGGCAGAGGAACAUGCGGUAG